CUGUUUGUGGAGGGGCGGCUGCGGGCCCGGCCGGCGGGAGGAGGCGGCGGCACCGCGAGCGGCCGUGGGCGCAGCAGCAGCUGCCCGCCAUGGCGGUCACCGAGAGCCAGCUCAAGAAAAUGCUGGCCAAGUAUAAGUAUAGAGACCUCACCAUACAAGAGACAACCAGUGUUAUUACUCAGUACAAGGACCUCAAACCUGUCAUGGAUUCAUAUGUUUUUAAUGAUGGUUCAUCUAGGGAGUUGAUGAGCCUCAGUGGAACCAUUCCUGUGCCUUACAGAGGUAACACAUACAAUAUCCCCAUUUGCUUGUGGCUUCUGGACACUUACCCUUUCAACCCCCCGAUUUGUUUUGUUAAACCCACUAGCUCUAUGACAAUAAAAACUGGAAAGCAUGUUGAUGCAAAUGGAAAGAUAUAUCUUCCUUACCUGCAUGAGUGGAAAUAUCCCCAGUCAGACUUGCUAGAACUGAUUCAGGUCUUGAUUGUUGUGUUUGGUGAGGAGCCUCCAGUCUUUUCUCGGCCUACUGCUUCAAGCUACCCACCAUACCAGGCCGUAGGCCCACCAACUACUUCCUACGUGCCUGGCAUUCCAGGUGGAAUAUCUAGCUAUCCAGCAGGAAGCACUCCAAACCCAAGCAGCUACCCACCUUAUCCGAGUGGUGGUCCAUAUCCAGCACCCUCUGUUCUUUAUUACCCAUCUCAGCCUCCUGCGACUACUGUUGGACCCAGCAGAGAUGGAACUAUCAGUGAGGAUACCAUUCGAGCUUCCCUUAUUUCGGCAGUCAGUGACAAACUGAGGUGGCGGAUGAAAGAAGAAGUGGAUCGUGCACAAGCUGAGCUCAAUGCCUUGAAACGGACAGAGGAGGACUUGAAGAAAGGACACCAGAAACUGGAGGAGAUGGUAACUCGCCUUGAUCAGGAAGUGGCUGAAGUGGACAAGAACAUUGAACUCCUCAAGAAGAAGGAUGAGGAACUCAGUUCCGCCUUAGAGAAAAUGGAAAGUCAGUCAGAAAAUAAUGACAUAGAUGAAGUUAUUAUUCCUACAGCACCGCUUUACAAGCAGAUCCUAAACUUGUAUGCGGAGGAAAACGCAAUUGAAGACACCAUCUUCUAUCUUGGGGAAGCACUGAGACGUGGAGUGAUAGAUCUAGAUGUCUUUUUAAAGCAUGUACGUCUCCUGUCUCGCAAGCAGUUCCAGCUGAGGGCAUUAAUGCAGAAAGCAAGGAAGACUGCUGGACUCAGUGAUCUCUAUUAAAUUCUCAGACUUUAACUGGGAAGUUAGAUUUCCUUACGAAGCAGCCACUCUCUUGGUAUUUCUUUUAAUCAGUAGGUGCCCAGAAUAAGUUAUUACAUCAUUCAAGUGUAAGAUAUUUUGAAUCAAUAAUAUAUUUUCUUUUUGGUAAAGACUAGCUUUUAUUAAUGCACUUUCUAUCUCCUGUAAUCUUUGUGCUGGUGGACUUAUGCUGAAUAAAACUUGUUGCAUAUUUUCUUCCUCUACAGAACUGUUUAUGCUGUGCUUUCUUUGCAUACAGGCCUGCCUUUCACUUGGAUUCUGAGGUGGGCAAGAAAUUUCAUUGUCACUAACCUUUGUUAUAACCAGUGAAAGCUGAAAACUCUAAAGUUUCAGGGCCUUGCUCUUUGACCUGGCUGUGAACAGGGAUGGUUUUCUUGAAGUGAGCUGUUGUAACUGACUUGCCUAUGAUAGUGGGGUUAGCUUAUGGUGCCUUAAGAAGCCUUAGAUGAGUGUUGCUUUUUUCCACUAGAAAAUACCAAGCAAAAGAAAGGCUGUUCCAUUUGCUGUUGCAUUACGUCCCAGGCAGACAACACUGUAUGCCAGAGUGCCACAGGAAGCAUGGGUCCUGGCUGUGGUAGCUAGGACAAGCUGGAUGGUAAACACUGCACUGUCUGCGAAAAGAGGAUAUAUUGUACAGAACAUCUCCCACCUUGGAGUGCUGUAGGGAUUCAUGAUGCUGCUCUUGUUGCCUCAGCAGCAUGCUUCUGCCCUAUGUUUGCUUUUGUAGGCUGUCUCAACAAGGCCAACUUGAAAACAAGUUUCUUCAUCUCACCUCAGUAAUCAGUGCAGCUUAAAACUGAAUGUUUGUCUUAAGGCUUUUCACGUUACCAUUGGAUCUGAAGAGGCUACAGUUCAUGUUAAUAAAAACUUUUCAAUGUGAAUUCUCA
Colius striatus (speckled mousebird) is the source of this 2182-nucleotide messenger RNA. RefSeq names its product tumor susceptibility 101 (gene TSG101). Gene Ontology annotation, biological process: protein modification process; protein transport; endosome to lysosome transport. Gene Ontology annotation, molecular function: ubiquitin binding. Gene Ontology annotation, cellular component: ESCRT I complex. The transcript has 10 exons. Bases 90 to 1256 code for a protein of 388 amino acids. NCBI's taxonomy places the organism in Eukaryota, Metazoa, Chordata, Aves, Coliiformes, Coliidae. The record is from RefSeq and is a predicted model, not a curated record.